AUGAGCGGCCUCCUCACCGGAUCGGCAUUCACCAAACAAUUCCCAUCCAUCGACACCACCGACGACGGCAACGGCAGCUCGUCGCUCCAAGGCACCGUGGUGGCCAUCUACGAGAUCGGCUGUUUCUUCGGCGCCCUGUUCGCCUUCGUCUUCGCCGAGGCCAUCGGUCGUCGCUGGUCCAUCAUCCUCGGCUGUGUCGUCCUCAGCAUCGGCGCCGCCAUCCAAUGCUCGUCAUAUUCGAUCGCUCAGAUGAUCGUCGGUCGCAUUGUGGCUGGGUUGGGGAACGGCGUCAACACUUCAACUAUUCCUGUUUGGCAUUCCGAACUGAUGAAGCCCACGUCCAGAGGCAAAGGCCUCUCCAUCGAAUUGGCCAUCAACAUCUUCGGCGUCAUGCUUUCCUACUGGGUUGAUUAUGGCAUGAGUUAUGUCACUAGCGAGGCCCAGUUCCGCUUCCCAAUCGGCUUCCAGAUUGUCUUUGCCCUCAUCACCAUUGCGCUCAUGCUUGUUUUGCCUGAGUCACCUCGUUGGCUGAUUGCCCACGGCCGUUCGCAAGAGGCACGCAACAUCCUCUGGCGUCUCCAGGGCGACGUAACCUCCAUCUCACCAAAUAAUCCCAUCAUCGAUACUGAGCUUCGAGAGAUCGAACAUGCCCUCAACGAGGAAAGAGAAGCGGCAGGCAGCACGUCGUUCCUGGCCCUCUUCAAAAGCAGCCCGCAGAGAUUCCGCCGCCGUACUCUUCUCGGCAUCGGCGGCCAAUUCAUGCAGCAGCUGAGUGGGAUCAAUUUGAUUACUUACUACGCCCCCGUGAUUUUCCAGACCUCGGUCGGCAUGUCGCACAACCUAUCUAUGCUUCUGGCCGGCUUCAACGGAGUGGCGUACUUCUUGUCCUCCCUGAUCCCGAUCUGGUGCCUAGAUCGACUCGGUCGGAGGAAGCUGAUGCUGUUCGCAUGUGCCGGCCAAGCAGCUUGCAUGGCCAUCCUAGCGGGCACGGUGAGCAACGGGAACCACGCCUCUGGCAUCGUUGCCUCUGUGAUGCUCUUCGUAUUCAACUUUUUCUUUGCUGUUGGUCUACUGGCUAUACCCUGGUGCCUUCCCGCCGAAUAUGCCCCUCUGGCAAUCAGGACCAAGGCGGCCGCCCUUGCAUCCGCCAGCAACUGGAUCUUCACCUUCUUGGUCGUCGAGAUCACCCCGGUGUCAAUCAACAACAUCGGCUGGCGCACUUACAUCUACUUUGCCGUCUUCAACGCCGCCUUCUUGCCUAUUAUCUGGCUCUUCUAUCCUGAAACGCGCAAUCUGUCUCUCGAGCAAAUCGACAAGCUGUUCACUGGCGAAAAGGUCUUGCUUCAUUGGUUGCCGAGCAUGGACGACCGCGAGGGGUCUUAUGUCGCGGAUGUCAAGGUUGCAAACGACCGCAAGGGGUCCUAUGUCGCCGCGGCCGACGUCAAGGUCGCAAGCGAAGAACAGCCGUCGGUGAUGGAGGAGGAGAUGAGCACGGGAAAUAGUGCAAAGUCUUUGUAG
Messenger RNA from Capronia epimyces CBS 606.96, 1518 nucleotides. RefSeq lists its product as uncharacterized. Gene Ontology annotation, molecular function: carbohydrate:proton symporter activity. NCBI's taxonomy places the organism in Eukaryota, Fungi, Ascomycota, Eurotiomycetes, Chaetothyriales, Herpotrichiellaceae. Bases 1 to 1518 code for a protein of 505 amino acids. The record is from RefSeq and is a predicted model, not a curated record. Gene Ontology annotation, biological process: carbohydrate transport; transmembrane transport. Gene Ontology annotation, cellular component: membrane. The transcript is spliced from 5 exons.